Blastocystis hominis is the source of this 3240-nucleotide messenger RNA. RefSeq lists its product as hypothetical. The record is from RefSeq and is a predicted model, not a curated record. NCBI's taxonomy places the organism in Eukaryota, Bigyra, Opalinata, Blastocystidae. The coding region runs from base 1 to 3222 and encodes 1073 amino acids. The transcript is spliced from 13 exons.
AUGGAAGAAGAUACUCAGCAGUACAUUGAAAAGAGAGAGGAAGCAAUUACUAAAUUAACCAAGUCCAUUGCCGAAAACCUCGUUGGCUUUGACGCUCUGAUCGAUGGCCCCUUCGAAUCUCACAGACAGACGUACGUUGACUACGCUGCGUCUGGAAAAGCCGUCAAGUUUAUCGAAGAUUACAUUGCGAACGAAGUGCUCCCCGUGUACUCGAACACGCACACGUCCUCCUCUUUUACGGGCAUCCAAACCAGUUGUUUCCGGGAAGAGGCGCGCGGCAUCAUUCGCGAUACGUACCGAUGCACGGACAGCGACGUGAUUCUGUUUGCCGGGAAUGGCUGUACGGGUGCGGUGAACACCUUCGUUCGCAUUUUGGGCAUCGAGCGAAAGCAAUCUGCCUACGGCACCUCCACCCCUGUGCAUCCGGUCAGCGAUGAUUCGAAUCGUCCGAUCAUCUUCAUCGGUCCGUUCGAGCAUCACAGCAACAUCCUCCCCUGGCGCGAGGCCGACGUGGACUUCGUGCAGCUGGGCGUGAACGCCGAAGGCGGGCUCGAUCUGAGCGAGCUGCGCGCGCUGCUUCGCCGGUUCAAAUCGCGCCCUCUGCGCCUCGUCUCGCUGUCUCACGUCAGCAAUGUGACCGGCCUCGUGACGGAGAUGUCUCCGGUGAACCAGCUCGUGCAUGAGGAGGGCGCAUUGAUCUGCUGGGACUGCGCGACCGCGUGCGCCCACGAAGCCCCCGCGAUGAACAACACGUCCGUGAAUCCCCGCGACUACUGCGACGCGCUGUUCUUCUCUCCGCACAAAAUGGUGGGCGGCGUCGGCUGUCCCGGGCUCCUCAUCCUCAAAAAGAAACUCCUCGUGAACGAAACGCCCAACCUCCCCGGCGGCGGGACGAUCUUCUUCGUGGACGCGUCGACGCACCGGUACACGCAGGUGCUGACGGAGCGGGAAGAGGGCGGGACGCCGAACAUCGUGGGCGCGAUCCGAUUGGGCCUCGUGCUCCACAUGCACAACCAGCUCGGAUGGGCCUGGAUUCGCCAGCGCGAGCAGGCCUAUUACGAAGACACGCUGCGCGUUUUCCGCGCGCAUCCGAACAUCGUGGUGCUCGGCGACGACAACGACCAGCCCAAGUCCCCCGUGAUUUCCUUCCUCGUCAAGUUCCACGGCCGCUACCUGCACUGGAACUUCGUGAGCAUGCUCCUCAGCGAUCUCUUCGGCAUCCAGACGCGUUCCGGCUGCGUCUGCGCGGGUCCGUACUCCAUGCAAUUGCUCGGCAUCGACCCCGCCAAGGCGCGCAUUCUCGACCAAAUCCUUCUCGACAAGAACGAGAUCUUCCGUCCCGGAUACACCCGUCUGAGCCUUUCCUACGUGCUCACCCCCGAGGAAGUCCAGUUCGUGCAGGACGCCGUGGUGUUCGUCAGCGAAUUCGGCUGGGAGUUUCUCCCCGAGUACGUGUUCUACGAGGACACGGCGGAGUGGCGGCAUCGCUCCAUCAAGAACAAGAAGCCCUUCCGCCGCUGGCUCAACGACGUGUCCUUCCUCGACGGCGCGCUGCGCUACGAGCCCAAGGCGAAGCAGGUUCCCGGGCUCACCACCGAUCGCUCCUCGCUGCAGCCGCUCUUCGACGCCACCUUCCAGCAAGCCCGCGCGCAGCUGGGCAAAGCCGAGGCCGCCAUCCGCGCGCCCAACUACGUGGUCAGCGAGUACAAGGCCGGCAACGUCAAGAACGCGCAGUCCGCGCUCGUCGAGACCUACCGCUGGUACGUCACGCCUAUCGAGGCCUACAACGACGUGCGCAGAGGGUACCGCCCCGCGGGGGACGAGGCCGUGCUCCCGCAGAUCUUGAUCCACGUGCGACCGCGCGGACAAACCGGGGAAACCGGGGAAACCGGGAACCCAACGGAGACACCGGAGGAAGAAUCGGAGAACCAAACGGAGAACCAAACGGAGAACCAAACGGAGAACCAAACGGAGAACCAAACGGAGAAAUCAUCGGAGAACCAAAAGGAGAACCCAUCGGAGAAACCGUCGAACCCAUCGGAGAGCGCGGAGUCUCUGAAACGCCCGUCUGCGGCGUCGACGAAAUUCGCGGUGAAGUUGGGCGCGAAGAAGGCGCGCGCGGCGAGCUGCGCGGCGAGCUGCGCGGUGAGCGCGAGCGGUCGGGAGAUCGUUCCGCUGUCGGUGGUGGCGAUGGUGCAGGAGCCCGGCGUGGAGUUCCGCUACCGCACCGGCGUGGACGGGUCGCUGGAGUUCACCGCGGUAGUGCCGGGAAUGGAGUUCGCGGAGCGCGUGCGGUACAUGAAGGCGCACAAGGAGCUGUUCCCCGCGGUUCCGAGCCGGCUGAUGAAGCUGCUGGGGCAGGCGAUCGGGCACUUCGAGAUGCUGAAGGAGGGCGACCGCGUGAUGCUGGGGCUGAGCGGCGGGAAGGACAGUCUGACGAUGCUGCACUGCCUGCUGCAGCUGCAGCGACGGUCGCCGACCAAGUUCGAGCUGGCCUGCGUGACGGUGGACCCGCAGACCACGGGGUUCGAUCCGAGUCCGCUGCGCGAUUACUGCAAGGCGCUGGGAGUGAAGUACUUCUACGAGUCCCGCGCGGUGAUCGCGCUGGCGAAGAAGAAGCUGAAGAACGGGUCGAUCUGCAGCUGGUGCAGCCGCAUGAAGCGCGGAAUCCUCUACAGCACCAUGCGCAGAGAGAAGUACAACGUGCUGGUGCUGGCGCAGCAUCUGGACGACCUGGCGGAGUCGUUCUUGAUGUCGGUGUUCCACAACGGCGUGCUGCGCACCAUGAAGGCCUGCUAUCUGAACAAAGAGGAGGACAUCCGCGUGAUUCGGCCCUUCGUCUACGUGCGCGAGAAGCAGCUGCGCGAGUUCGCCAAGUCGAUGAAUUUGCCCAUCAUCGAUGAGAAUUGCCCGGCGUGCUUUGAGGGGCCCAAGGAACGCUACCGAAUGAAGACGCUGCUCGCCGCCGAGGAGAAUCUGUUCCCCAACGUGUUCAACUGCAUUUUAUCCGCGAUUAUCCCGCUGAUGCGGCACAAAAGCGCGAUUGGCUGCGCCAUGGAGCGAAUGACCCCGCGGGAAAUGCGCGGCCAGCUGCACACGAUGCUGAAGGAGCAUGGAAUGCAGCCGGGAACGAAGAUGGAUUUGGAGGACGGCGAUGGCGAUGCUGUGGAUGCUGUGGACGACGUGGACGACGAGGAUGAGGGCUAUGAGACGUUUGAAUGAGCGGAUUUUGUUGUUUAG